This is a messenger RNA of Trichomonas vaginalis G3, 2544 nucleotides long. Its product is annotated as armadillo (ARM) repeat-containing protein family. The record is from RefSeq and is a predicted model, not a curated record. The transcript has a single exon. Bases 1 to 2544 code for a protein of 847 amino acids. NCBI's taxonomy places the organism in Eukaryota, Parabasalia, Trichomonadida, Trichomonadidae.
AUGGAUUUAUCAACUGUUUUAUCAUUCCUUGAGGCAAGAGGCUCUGGUAAUUCAGAAGCACUUGCUGCAGAAGCUGAAUAUCUUCAGAGUAAUCCACUUCAAUACUUUCUUGGCCUUGCAAAUGUAAUUAUUUCAGAUAAUGUAGAUCAUACAUUAAUUUCAAGAGCCAUGUUAUCAACAAAAACACCAUUACAAAAGAUAAGAGACUUAAAUUUAGACACAACAGAUACAAUUGCAUUAAUUGAACACCAACAAACGGGACUUUUCCAAGAACUUACUCAAAAAGCAUUAAAUUAUGCCUCAGAAAUGCCAAAUCAAUCAGGAAAUUUACUUUGCAACAUUCUCGUAGAGUUUAUUAUCAAUUCCGGACUAAAUCCUGACAAUUUCACAGCCGCUGUUGAAAUUAUUACAACAAUUACAUCAUAUUGGGAGAAAAACAAGAUUGAUUCUCUCACAACAUCAUUCGCAACAGCCUUUGAUAAUUUAUCAGAUGAAGUUUUUAUACCAGAUCCAGAGAUGUAUCAACCGAUUAUGUCAUUUAUCAUUAGCUCUCUAUACAUAGAUACAUUAACACAAGAUGCGCAGAAGAAAAUCCUUACAGCUUUGCUUCAUAUUAUGAGUUCAAUCGAAGCAAUAUUAAAUGACGAAGAUAACAGAGGUAUCAUACUCCAGGUGAUCGAAUCUAAGGUUUCCAUACCUUCUCUCAAGCCAAUUUGCUACAAAAUUUAUGGAAAAAUUGCAAGAUAUGCAUAUUCUCAUUUUGGCGACAUUGCUGCUAACGUAGUACUUGGAGCCAACCAGUACUUAUCAGAACCAAACAUUACAGGUGUAGAUCAAUGCGCAAUUUGCAACUUUUUCAAACAAAUUGCAAGAGCAGAGCUUUCUUACAUUAACAACCACUUGGAAACAUAUGGUAUUAUAGAGCAAGUCUUUCCAACAAUAUUCAUGCCGAUCGCAACCAUUUCUGCUUCAGAUGAUUCAACAGAUUUACCUCCAGAAAACCAGGCAUUGACUCCAGCUGAUGAAGCAAUCAACGUACUCAAUAUAAUGACCAGGGUCUGCCCAUCAGUGACUCUCCCUAUCAUCGUUGAAUUCGUACAAGAGAAUAUCUCGGUAGAGACCAUUGGAGGAAAAGUGACAGCUCUUGGAAUUUCUUAUGCCGCCAUAUCAUUACUCGAGAAUGAAGCGUUGGAUGACUUCACGAGCCUCAUCAUUCAGUCUAUUGCAGACUGUUUGACAUCUGAAAUUCCUCGACUUGUCUAUUUUGCCCUAAUAACUCUGUCAGAAAUUGUAAAUCACUACAUACAGUGCAAGAAGUACGAUGUAUUAUUAGAGCCACUUACACAGAUGCUACCAGUAAUAUUAGAUUACAUAGAAAACAAUGUUGAUUCAUAUAUUACUGAAGCAGCAAUCGAAAUUGUCAUAAAAAUGGCAGAACAGAAGGAUAAAUUCCCAUAUACAACAGAUAUAUUCAAUAAGUUUAUUGGAGUUUUUGAGUCAAAUGACCAAUCUUUCGUUUCAACAAUCUCCAGUUUUAUUUAUAUCAUAAUUCAAGAAGCAGCUAACGUCCAAGAUGUUGUAAACCUAGUUCCUACUAUUGUACAGUUAGUUCUAGGUACAAAAGAUAACGAAAUUCUCAAGAGAAACUCAGGAGAUAUAUUUUAUCUUCUUUACAUCUUCCUCCAGCACUGUUUCUCUGCUUUUGACGAUCAUAAGGUCGCCCUCAUUGAUGCAUUGAUCGCUGAUUACGUUGCAAAUCAAUCAUGUGAUUCUGUCAACGCGAGAGUUGUUUCUUCCAUCAUUUUUGCAAUCGCAAGAGAUGGAAGCAUCGCAGAACUACAAUCUCAGUACGGCCAAAUCAUCGGAGACAUAUGUUUAUACUUAUUGCAAAGAGUUGGCAAUCCAACAGAUGUUUCCGAUGGUUGUAUAGCCAUAGAAAACCUUAUUAAGGCCAAAGGAUUCAUUUCUGAUCGUCUCCAGGACAUUGUUUAUACAUUAAAUGCUGUUAUCCCAGAUCAUAAGUAUUUCCCUGAAUGUAUGAUGAAUAUUGUAUCGCUCGUUAACUUCCUGUUCCAGACAAGCUAUUCUGAAUUGUUUGCCAAGGUCGGCGGAGUUGAAAUUCUGAAAUUAAUUAAUUCAUUCGUUAUUGAAGACGAAUCAUUCGCUACUGAUUCAUGCGAUCUACUUAAUAACAUCACAGCUCUCUAUACAACACUGUUAGAGAAGUAUCCGGAGAACUGUUUGCAGUGGGUUGAUCCAAUGAUAGCAAUAAUGCAUAAAUUCAGCCCAGCAAUAGAUUGCGCGGAAUCAGAUGAUUAUAGAGAUAGCUUCUUAGUCCAAAUCUGCUCUUUCUUGAAAGGAUUUUCAGAAGUUUUUAGAGAUGACGGAGUAAAUGCAUUAAGAGAUGCAUUGACGAACGAUGAAAAGUUCUUAGCUGUUAUACACAUGUUCUUUGAAGUUGAUAGAAUUGCUUCUGAUGCAAGAAUUUUGUUUAAUCAAUUAGAAAUUCCAAUUCCGAAUGAAGAAGAGGAACUUGGCGAGUAA